AUGGCUGCACAAAUUGGCGCGACUACUUUCGCUCCACCGACAGGGAACGCUCGCGGUCAACAUCGGAAAUGGCCGAUCCCCGAAGAAUAUCAUUAUGAUACAUGGAUUGCCGAGCGGACCAACGCACUUAUGGAAAGUUAUCAGCAGAACGGCGAGAACUUUUUCCUCUGGGCGAGCUUCUUCGAUCCACAUCCAAAAUAUCUUGUUCCAGAGCCGUGGGACACGAUGUACGACCCAGAUGCGUUGACGGUGCCUUCUGUAACCGAGGGAGAACAUGAUAACAACCCACCGCAUUUUCAGCUAACGCAACAGCAAAAGCCCGAUUUCUCUGCUUGGCGCGAAAGUGGAAAGGGUGUACACGGCUUCAACUCGCAUUUACGCGAUCGAGAUGAACUCGCCAAAGACAUCGCUGUCUAUUACGGGAUGGUGAGUCUGAUGGACAAGUAUAUCGGGAAAAUCUUGGCGAAACUUGACGAAUUAGGGCUCGCAGAGAACACAUUGGUUGUCUUCACGUCCGACCACGGGCAUUUUUACGGACAACACGGUCUCGUUGCAAAAGGGGCAUUCCACUACGAAGAUGUCAUCCGAGUGCCGUUUAUCGUUCGGCAUCCGGGAGUUGUGCCUGCAGGGAAACAAUCGGAGGCGUUGCAGACGCUGGUAGAUUUAGCCCCGUCGUUCCUCAGUGCUACUGGUAUCGAUACUCCGCGCUCGAUGACAGGUGUAAAUCAGAUGCCCGUCUGGUCGGGACAAGCAGAACAGGCACGUGACCAUAUUAUCGUUGAAAACCACCAUGAACCGACAACGUAUGGUGAAUUGUUUGAUCUGAAAGAAGAUCCAGGAGAGGUCAAUAAUCUGUGGAAUUCCGCUGAACACGCGGCGUUGAAGGCAGAUUUGGUUAUGAAGUUGCUGUUCGCGGAGAUGGGAAAGGAACCGUUGUGGAUGCCGCGGACUUCGGGAGCAUAA
Geodia barretti is the source of this 963-nucleotide messenger RNA. Lineage: Eukaryota; Metazoa; Porifera; Demospongiae; Tetractinellida; Geodiidae. The record is from the annotation of a GenBank genome assembly.